CCAAUAAGGAACUGUUUGGUUGGAAACGAAAUACACGCAGCACUUUACAGUGAAACUGAAAAGGGGAAGAAGAGUGAAAUGGGUGAACUUUACGCGUUGGACUUCGAUGGAAUCAUCUGUGAUAGCUGCGGCGAAAGCUCUGUCUCUGCUGUCAAGGCUGCCAAAGUGAGAUGGCCUGGUUUGUUUGACGGGGUGGAUUCGGCCACAGAAGAUUGGAUUAUUGACCAGAUGCACACAGUGCGACCAGUUGUGGAAACAGGAUAUGAAAAUCUUUUACUCGUGAGACUGUUGCUUGAGAGCAGAACACCUUCUAUCCGGAAAUCUUCGGUUUCAGAGGGGCUCACGGUUGAGGUUAUACUGGAGAAAUGGUCCAAGUUGAAGCCUAUUAUUAUGGAAGAAUGGGGUGAGAAUAGGGAUGCUCUGAUAGAUCUUUUUGGAAAGGUCAGAGAUGAAUGGUUGGAGCAGGAUUUUGCUGGUUGGAUUGGUGCAAACAGAAUAUAUCCUGGUGUUUCUGAUGCCUUAAAAUUUGCAAGCUCGAGAGUGUACAUUGUCACCACAAAACAGGGCCGUUUUGCUGAUGCCUUACUCCGAGAGCUUGCCGGAGUGACCAUACCACCUGAAAGAAUAUAUGGCCUUGGAACCGGUCCUAAGGUAGAGGUUCUGAAGCAGCUUCAAAAGAAGCCAGAGCACCAAGGACUGACUCUACACUUUGUUGAAGACCGGCUAGCUACAUUGAAAAAUGUCAUCAAAGACCCUGAAUUAGACCAAUGGAACUUGUAUCUAGGGAAUUGGGGUUACAACACCCAACAAGAAAGAGAGGAAGCCGCAGCUAUCCCCAGAAUUCAUGUUCUUGAGCUCUCUGAUUUCAGCAAGAAGUUAAAAUAGGGGUUUUCAUCGAAUUAUCAGUUGUCAAUAAUUGAACCAAAUAUUUUCUUCCAACUCAUUUAUAAGCAAUAACAUAUUUCUACUGAACAGAAUUAUCGAGAA
Vigna angularis (adzuki bean) is the source of this 987-nucleotide messenger RNA. RefSeq lists its product as uncharacterized. The coding region runs from base 79 to 885 and encodes 268 amino acids. The record is from RefSeq and is a predicted model, not a curated record. Gene Ontology annotation, molecular function: SNARE binding. Gene Ontology annotation, cellular component: lytic vacuole; endosome. Gene Ontology annotation, biological process: SNARE complex assembly. Lineage: Eukaryota; Viridiplantae; Streptophyta; Magnoliopsida; Fabales; Fabaceae. The transcript has 9 exons.